Molecule: messenger RNA, 1362 nt
Organism: Triticum dicoccoides
Lineage: Eukaryota; Viridiplantae; Streptophyta; Magnoliopsida; Poales; Poaceae
Product: cyclic pyranopterin monophosphate synthase, mitochondrial-like
Exons: 3
Coding region: 557-1234 (225 amino acids)
Biological process (GO): Mo-molybdopterin cofactor biosynthetic process
Source: RefSeq, a predicted model, not a curated record
UCAUUCCCAAUUUCUUUCAUUGAGGUUAUUGUCUACGUAUGUAUGAGGACUGUGGUAGCAUAAAUAAACCACUGAAAAUUAUGUUGUUCACAUUUUAUGCAAAGCUGUUGUUGUUUACAGUUUAUGCAAAGGCAUUGUUCUUUACUUUUUGACAGAAAAUUCCAAUUUGGUAGCAUAAAUAAUUCUCCCAAUUCGUCUGAGGUCUGAUAUCUCCAAGCUUUUGUAAUGGCUAGCUAAAAUGUCUAAUUUGGAAACUGUAUUUGUUAUAGCUUCUGUUGUCGUUUCAAAAAAUAGCUUCUGUUCUUUAUAUCUUGUUGAGUAGUGAUCACAACCUUAUGACCUGCCACUGCCGACCGGACCUCAAUGCCACCCUAGGAUCUGCACCGCCGUCGCCCAGUCGUUCACCCGCCUGCCGGCCCACUGCCAGCCAUCUGGACACCGACCCGUCGUUGAGCCCCCCUUGACCGCCCUAGAAUACACUCCACCUGAAGCUGCACCGAGAAUGCAUACCUUGACUCCAUGGAUAGAAGUGUAAGUGUGAGGCAGCUGUUUACUCAUGUCCAUCUUUCGCUUCAUUCUCCCGACAAUAGAAAGAAGUAGGGGCUGGAGAUGCUUUGCUACUGGAAUCCCUUCUGAUUCUAUAGCAGAGCUGAAUAAGGAAAUGGAGUCAAUAUUUGGCGAAUCUCCUUCAGCCAGCCCUUUGGGCUCAAAUCCUCCUCAGCAACCAGUCCAGCCCACCCCUGCAGCCAGAGAGACACAACCAGUGCUUACUCAUGUUGAUUGCAGUGGCCAGGCAAAGAUGGUUGAUGUCUCACCCAAACAUGACAGUGAGAGAGUAGCUAUAGCCAGCUGCAGGGUCUUGCUAGGCCAGAAGGCAUUUAACUUGGUGGCGUCAAACCAGAUUGCCAAAGGCGAUGUACUUACUGUUGCAAAGAUAGCUGGAAUAACUGGUGCGAAGCAAACUAGUAACCUCAUACCCCUGUGCCACAACAUUAAUAUCUCCCAUGUUCGUGUUGAUCUCACUCUCAAUGAAGAGGACUCUAGUGUUGUCAUAGAAGGGGAAGCCACCACUUGCGGGAAGACAGGGGUUGAAAUGGAAGCAAUGGCUGCAGUGACCAUUGCCGGACUGACGGUUUAUGACAUGUGCAAAGCAGCUUCAAAGGACAUAUGUAUAACAGAUAUCUGUCUCCAGCACAAAUCGGGGGGAAAGAGUGGAAACUGGUCCAAGAAUUAGAAGCUUCAGUUGCUUUUCUGAGGAUAUGAAUGCAGGCCUGAAUUCUUACACCAGAAGGUUUUGAUUUGCUUUAAAUUUGUGCACACUAGAUGUUAAAUCAUUGAGCCAUCAGAGAAGGUUAUUUUGAA